AAAUGUAAAAGCAAGCGUGAAGAAAAAUGUAGUGCUUUUUACCUUUCCGCCAAACCAGAAAGAGAGCCAAUCGGGUCGGGUCCUCUUGCCUAAAAAAAAGGAGUCAGCCCAACAUGAACAAUGAUAACAUCAACAAUGCGUCCUUGUUUUGAGCACCGGCAUAGCAGAAUUCGAAUCAGAUGAGUGAUUCGAUCCCUUGACCUCUCAACAAAAUUUUAAAGCGCUUUACCAAUAAGCCAACGAUGUCUAUAAAUUAGAUAGUGUCAUUUGUUUUUAUUCUUAAUAGUUGUAUUUGCAAAUUAGUCGGUACAUAUUAAACUGGUUUUUUCGACAAAGCGGUUUUGCCUCCGCCCUGACCACCGUCACAACCUUCUUCGCCGCCUCUUACACCCAAAAGCACCGGUUUGGAUAUCGCUAUGGAGGAGCAAUCAUUCUUUAACAAGUUCCUUAUCAACCUUCGUUCCAAUUGCAAGUAUUAUACAGGCUAUCCUAAGGAUCUUGGACCAUCGAGGGUUAUUCACUUUACCUCAGAACGGGAAUUUGUCCAACUUCUUCAUCAAGGCUACCCUGUAGUUGUUGCAUUUACAAUCAAGAGUAACUACACCAAACAUCUUGACAAAGUGCUAGAGGAGUCUGCAGCUGAAUUUUAUCCACAUGUAAAAUUUUUACGUGUCGAAUGCCCGAAGUACCCUGGGUUUUGCAUAACAAGACAACAAAAGGAAUAUCCAUUUGUAGAGAUAUUUCAUAGUCCAGAACAGGCAGCUGCUCAGGGAAGGGUUGCUGAUCCUAAUAUUACCAAAUACGCUGUCAAGGUUUUACCUUUCAACUAUGAUCUCAGUGCUUAUGGAUUUCGUGAGUAUUUCAAAAGGCAUGGAGUUCGAACAUCAGAUCCUAAUUAAAAGUUUGAGUAUCCAACAUGGUAUUUCCUCGUUCCAGAUAAAACGAUAUGAUUUUACCAUUUUGGACUACUAGCACUGGCUUUCUUUUAAAUUAUCGAGCACGAAAGUGAAAGGGCUGUUUCAGAACGAGAUCUCCUUUGCCUCUCCAAAACUCAGAGCUUAGUAUUUGUUCCCCUUCUUUGGGUGAAAAAUAGGCACUGUUAUUCUUCCAUGAAUUUUGCUUUUUCCAAAUCCUUUCCAACAGUAAUAGCCAUUUGUGACAAGCUGGCAGAGUGUGAUAAAGAACUUAAAUUUGAAGCUGAGCUCAUAUUAGUUGGCUCGUCAGAGACAGAAGUUUUGAUGUUCUUAAUUUGUUAAAGGUCUCACGGAAUUCAGUAGCUAUCAGGGAUGUUAUGACCACUGCAGACAACGAUGGGUGAGUUACUGAAUUAUGAAAUACAAUUUCUUGAUGUAAAUAAUAAUGUUCUUGUUUGCCUCUAUUCAGUACCCUUUUGAAUAUCUUGGUCCUGGUGGUACUAAAUUAAAUUUGGGACUUCUCUGUAUGUUGUCGCUGGCACAUGAAUUAGUGUUUUGAUCUGCAUCUCGUCGUUUUAUUCAAAUUAAACAUUUUGAAUUGUUA
This is a messenger RNA of Nicotiana attenuata, 1518 nucleotides long. RefSeq lists its product as uncharacterized. The transcript has 7 exons. Lineage: Eukaryota; Viridiplantae; Streptophyta; Magnoliopsida; Solanales; Solanaceae. The coding region runs from base 417 to 899 and encodes 160 amino acids. The record is from RefSeq and is a predicted model, not a curated record.